AAAAUAAAAAGUGACCCGGCCCCCUCGCCCUUCCCACCAAAAGAAAAGAAGAGAAAAGACAGAAUCUAGGGUUUAAGAAACGCCCAUUUUGUUGCAGGGUUUAAGAACUCUGAUUUUGAGCUACUGUCUGCUACUGUCUUCCUCCUCAUACUCUCUGCAAAGGUACAAUUUCAUAGCCAUGAAUUACAGAUUCCAGAACCUUCUAGGUGCUCCAUAUAAAGGCGGCAAUGCUUUAGUGGUAAACAACUCUCUUCUUAUCUCCCCCGUCGGUAACCGUGUUUCAAUCACCGACCUAAUCAAAUCCGAAACUGUUACAUUGCCAUCACAAUCCUCCACCAAUCUCCGCCGUAUCGCCGCUUCUCCAGACGGUCUAUUCCUCCUCGCUAUCGACGAAAACAACCGUUGCCAAUUCAUCAACCUUCCCCGCCGCGCCGUGCUCCAUCGCAUCACGUUCAAACAUCCCGUUGCGGAUGCUAAGUUUAGCCCUAAUGGAAAAUUCAUUGCUGUUGCUGCUGGUAAGCUCUUGCAAAUUUGGCGGUCGCCGGGUUUUAGAAAAGAGUUCUUCCCGUUUGAGUUGAUUAGGACGUUUACUGAUUGUAAUGAUGGAAUUACGUCGUUAGAUUGGAGCCCUGAUUCGGAUUAUUUGUUGGCGGGAUCGAAGGAUUUAACCGCUAGGCUUUUUUGUUUGAAAAAAUCGACUAAGUAUAGCAAGCCGUUUUUGUUUUUAGGACAUAGGGAUGUAGUUGUAGGUGUUUUCUUUGGAACUGAUAAGAAAACUAAUAAGGUUUGUAAAGUGUACACGGUAUCGCGAGAUGGCGCUAUUUUUACCUGGGUAUGCAGUGAAAUGGAUGGAGAUUUUGGUGAACCAGAAUCACCAGGUACACCAGAGCAAGGACAAGGAAACAAUGAAGAAGGUGGUAGUGAUAAAAGGGUUAAAAAAAGAAAGAAUUUUGAUGGGAAAGAUGGUGCGCUGGACCUGGAAGAUAGGUUUCAGUUGCACAAACUGAAAUGGGAGUUGAUAAAGAAAGACUUCUUCAUGCAAGAUAAAGCAAAGACAGCAGCUUGUGAUUAUCAUAGGGGUCUUGAUAUGGUAGUAGUUGGUUUUUCUAAUGGCGUUUUUGGUCUUUAUCAAAUGCCUGAUUUUGUGUGCAUUCAGUCAAUGUCCAAAUCGAGUAGGAAGAUAACUACUGCUGUUUUUAAUGAUCUUGGUAAUUGGGUGACAAUCGGAUGUGCAAGGCUUGGACAGUUGCUUGUAUGGGAGUGGAAGUCAGAGACUUCAAUACUGAAGCAGCAGGGACAUUAUUAUGAUGUAAACUGCGUUGCAUAUUCACCAGAUUCUCAGCUCUUGGCCACCGGAGCAGACGACAACAAAAUUAAGGUCUGGACUGUUUCAUCCGGUUUCUGCUUUGUAACUUUUCCUGAGCACACAAAUGCAGUUACUGCUCUUCAUUUCUUGCCUCGCAACUGUCUCUUAAGUGCCUCUUUGGAUGGGACAGUUCGCGCGUGGGAUCUUUUCAGAUAUAGAAACUUUAAAACUUUUACUACCCCUACAUCUAAGCAAUUUGUUUCUUUAGCUUCUGAUCAGAGUGGUGAAGUGAUAUGUGCUGGAACCCUUGACUCAUUUGAGAUUUUUGUCUGGUCAAUGAAGACGGGCAGAUUGCUAGACGUUCUUAGCGGUCACGAGGGUCCUGUUCAUGGGCUAGUAUUUUCUCCGACUAAUGCUACUUUGGCUUCCUCAUCAUGGGACAAAACUGUUCGCCUGUGGGAUGUUUUUGAAGGAAAAGGAGCAGUUGAAACAUUUCCUCACACUCAUGAUGUCCUCACAGUUGUUUAUCGUCCUGAUGGCAAGCAGCUGGCAUGUAGCACCCUGGAUGGACAUAUUCAUUUCUGGGAUCCAAUUGAGGGUUUGCUGAUGUACACAAUUGAAGGCCGACGGGAUAUCGCGGGUGGACGUCUCAUGACUGAUCGUCGAUCAGCAGCUAACUCGACGUCUGGGAAGUGCUUCACAACCUUGUGUUAUUCAGCUGAUGGGAGCUAUAUAUUAGCUGGUGGAAAUAGUAAAUAUAUUUGCAUGUAUGAUGUUGCUGAUCAGGUGUUGCUGCGUCGCUUCCAGAUAACCCACAAUCUUUCCUUGGAUGGGGUGCUGGACGUUUUGAACUCCAAAAACAUGACAGAGAGUGGUCCGCUCAAUCUGAUUGAUGAUGAUAAUAGUGACACUGAAGAAGGUGUUGAUAAGCAAGUAACAAAUAAAUUGGGAUAUGACUUGCCUGGGUCAUUGCCCAACCAUGGAAGACCAAUUAUUCGAACAAAGUGCUUGAGAAUUGCCCCGACCGGCAGGAGUUGGGCAGCUGCAACUACGGAGGGAGUCUUGAUUUAUUCUAUGGAUGAGUCUUUUAUCUUUGACCCCACUGAUCUAGACGUAGAUGUUACUCCAGAAGUCAUUGAUGCAGCACUAAAGGAAAAUCAGUCUAGUCGAGCAUUGAUUCUUAGCUUACGUUUAAAUGAAGAUAGUUUGAUCAAGAAGUGCAUUUUUGGUGUCAGUCCUGUAGAUAUACCAGCUGUAGCAUCCUCAGUCCCUUUUAAAUAUAUUCAGAGAUUGGUUGAGGCAUUAGCAUAUCUGCUGGAGAACUGCCAACAUUUGGAGUUUAUUCUCGAAUGGUGUCAGGAACUUUGCAAAAUCCAUGGGUAUUCUAUUCAACAGAAUUCCAGAAAAUUGUAUCCUGCUCUAAAAUCCUUAGAGAAGGCGCAUACCAGGUUGAAUCAAGAUUUGGCUGAUACGUGCAACUCUAAUUUAUAUCGACUCCAAUAUUUGUGCUCUGCAAGUCCUGCAAAGUGACAGUUCUCUUUGCACUGUUGCUCUUUGUUUCAGGAUAUUUCAAUUAGCUUGCAUAUGGUUAUUCGGUUGUAACAAUUGGAUCACGCUUCCAAGAGUGAAGCAACACGAAGACAAACCAGUUCCACUCUAUCGUCUUAUACUGCAGACAGCUGCAUUUACUUGAGUCGGUACUUGGGGCUAACAAUUCUUCAACAUUCAUUAGCUAUUGCAAAACCAAGCUUCAGACAAUGGGAGGAUUACUCAACCGUGAACAAUUCCAGAUGGUAAUACUUCUGUCCAUGUCUUAAAAGAUGGUCUCUGUUAUUACCGGGCUUGCCAAAGCAGGCUAAUGUUUUUACUUGUUAAUUUUUGUUUUUGUUAGAAAUGGUAAGUUUUGGGCAUGUAUUUGUACCCCAUUUUUGUUUCAAGUUUAGGAUUUGGAAUGAGUCAUUAUAUACUAGAUUAGGAUACCUCUUGAAAGGCGCAAGUUAAUCCAAAAUUUUAAUUAUGCAUUCUCUUUUAAAACGUCAUUAAUUUUAUGUUGAUUCCAAAUUUGGAGUCUAUAAGUUAUACACUAGAGGGACAAUUAGAUGUGUGGGACAAAGUGAGAUAUUCCAUGAUUAAAUAUAUUGUGUUUGAUUGGUGA
This is a messenger RNA of Capsicum annuum, 3461 nucleotides long. Its product is annotated as periodic tryptophan protein 2. The coding region runs from base 179 to 2836 and encodes 885 amino acids. NCBI's taxonomy places the organism in Eukaryota, Viridiplantae, Streptophyta, Magnoliopsida, Solanales, Solanaceae. The record is from RefSeq and is a predicted model, not a curated record. The transcript is spliced from 8 exons. Gene Ontology annotation, molecular function: protein binding. Gene Ontology annotation, biological process: maturation of SSU-rRNA from tricistronic rRNA transcript (SSU-rRNA, 5.8S rRNA, LSU-rRNA); ribosomal small subunit assembly. Gene Ontology annotation, cellular component: small-subunit processome; Pwp2p-containing subcomplex of 90S preribosome.